AGGUGUUGAGUUUAAAAGUCAUGACACGAAGGAAUACCAAAAUACUGGCUGUCAACAUUAGAUAAAAAUAAGAAAAGGUAAAGCAAGCUGGUGGACCGCAGUAUUGUCUCCAGAGGGGAAACAGCCCUUAAGGCCCCUGAGAGGUUUCAGCACCCGCUCCGUAGUCAGUGCUGGAAUCAGAAAACUAAACUGUUGCCUGCUCAGUGGGUGCAGGGCAGCGACCCUCCCUCCAACCUGCGUCCAGCGCGCGCACAGUCGCCCUCUCCGCCCGAGCCCGCUCCUCCGGCCGCUAGCUGACCUCUCCCGCCAGCCCAGGCUCGGCCACCCGAUGCCGAUGCCCCUGCACGCCCUCCAGGACCCGACGCGCCCCCAACACAGCGCCAGGGGAAGGAAGCGAAGGAAAGGGGCCGCGAGAGGGGGCGGAGGGGCGGGAGGCGGCGCUGGGCUUUGGCCCUUCACCAUCGAGGCUCGAGGACUGCAUGGGCUCGAGAGGAGGGAAGCUGAGCCUCUGCCACCGGUCAAAUGAUGGGAGGGGACCGCGGCUGACCCCGGCGCGCAGGUGCCAGCGGCUGCCGGGGAAGUCACCAGCGGCAGAGGGCGAUGCGUUGGCCCGGAGCCCCCACCUCCAUCCUGCCCGCCGCUUUCCUCUUUCGUCCUGCUCCAUCCCCAGGAUUCUGUCAGAACCCAACGACCUCCACACGGCCCGCCCAAGCACAGAGGUGAUGCCGGCUCUUACCGUAGGAGCGGGCGCCGCUAGGAGGCGGCUGGGGUGCGCGCGGGAGACUCCGAAGCGAGCGCCGCCGCCGCUGCGGGAGCCGGAGGAGUCACAACGAGGCUGCCGGCGGGAGCGCUGCCUCCAGAGCUGUCGCCCCACCCCCUCUCCCGCAGGAUUUUGCGCCGGAGCCUGCAGUCUCCGCGCGCCGGCGGGGAGGGGGAGAGAAGGGGCGGGGCGCCCUCGGGGGCGAAGCCGAGAGCUGGCUGGUCUGAUUGGCACUUGUGGGCCCAAUGGGACUACGGACACUCCAGGCUGUGCUUAGACUGACUUCCCUCCUAGCCCGUAGCGGUAGAGAGGCGGGCCUAGUGGCUUCUCUUAUAGCCGCCUUUUUGACAAACCCGAACGUAAGAAAAGAUCGGUUGGUUCGCACUGGCGGCCAAAUGGUCCAAUUACCACAGGAAAAAAGGCCUCUGAACUUAGAUUGGCAUCCUCUCUACCUAUAGGUAGAGAGGGUAGUCCCAGGGGUGGUGAGAACCUGCCCCGGAUGUGGGCGUGGCCCUGAGGUAGAACAUAGAGCCUCCGCCGCGGUGGUUUGGGGAGGCGGAACUGAGAUCUUUCUCUUGAUUAUCAUGUGACGGGUUCUGGAUUUAAUGGAGGAGAAAGCGUGGAAAAGGCCAAGGAUCCAAACUGGCGAGUUUUCUGAUCUUCGCGCCCCAUUCCGCUCUCCGGCCAGCGGCGCUGCCAGUGCACAGCCUUCAACACUCCAACAGCAGCUGUAGUCUGUCGUUCAAAACCUUGUCCUAUAUGAUCUGCAUGGGCUCUUGUCCUGUCUUCAAAGAGCAUCUCACGGGGCUCACUGGUUCGAGGUGAGAAAUCGGAGACAAAGAGCUGAAGUAGCAGGCUAGUGUCACAGUGGGUAAACGGCAAGAUCCUGACUAGACCCUUCUCUUUCCAUCCACCCCACAUCAGAGUUCAACCAGCUAUUCACACUAACCCAGUCACAACUCACUACAAUGACUAUAAGACAUUACUACAAAUUAAAUUUUGAAGAGAGGUUCUCACAUUCAGGACAAGAAAAGGCUCAAGUUAUAAACUGGUUUAGCUCUAAAUACAUGUUUAUAACUUAGUCUCUGUAAUUCAUAAAGCAUUUUCCCAAAUAAAAACCUAUACAAAUGGUUAAAUAAUUUCCUGGAGGGAUACCACAAAUUAGGUUAAGAGAUGGGGGUUUACUGGGAAGAAUCAAGAAACCAGAAAUAAAAAUAAGCUACAAAAAGUAUACUCAUUUCUCUCCUGUUUGCUCUUUUUUGGAUUCCGUUCAGUUUCAGAUAGCUAGUGCCUAAGAACAAACACAAGGCUACCUGCCCCAGUCGGCAGCAAACAACUUCUUCCUUGGUUUCCUCAUUUUGUUGUUUUUAUAAUGUUUUUAUUUAUUUUUGAGUGAGAGAGAGAGACAGAGCAUGAGCCUGGGACGGGCAGAGAGAGAAGAAGACACAGAAUAUGAAGCAGGGUCCAGGUUCCAAGCUGUCAGCACAGAGCCUGAUGCCGGGUUCAAACCAUGGACCAUGAAAUCAUAACCUGAGCUGAAGUCAGACAUUUAACCAAAACUGGGCCACCCAGGCACUCCUCAGAUACCUUGUUCUUAAAAAAACAAGAAAUACCAAAUGAGCAGUUCAAAGUAGCUCUUUGCUGGAUAUUCUUCCCCACACCACAGGAAUGACUCAAUCUGGAGGAUCUUGGGGCAGUGAAACAUGGACCUUGCAUAGGCAGCUUCCUGCCAGUAACUAUAAAGCUAAAGAGGUAAAACCUGUCCUUGCAGCUGACAGAUCAUAUAGGGGCGAGAGCCACAGCUGGUAACCAAGAACUCUAGCAUCUGCCUAGCGUUUCCUCUAUGUAACAUGUAUUAUACCAAAACCCUGGAUAGGUAAUGAAUGCUAGGUGGCUCUUCAGGGACCCGCAACCCACAACCUGGCCACACAGUGGCACAAUUAAUGAGUCCCAGUAUCUCAUUUUAAUUCAUAACAAAAGCACUUAUUACACAGUAACAUGAAAAUUCUUGUUUAAUAAAAAAUUCCUAAUUUGAAAGAAAAUGUAUUUGAGAGCUAUUUGAAAAGCAAAUGUAUUAUGACAUUUGAAAGAUUACUGAAAUAAACUUGCAUAGCAUGGCAGCAAAAAAGUUUGUGAUAUAAUGAAAAUAAGUGGGAUUGGAAGUCAAGAGGCCGAGCAUAAAACCUAGCACUUAGACGUAUAAUAAAUGACAAGUGAAUGAUCUAGUACCAAAGGACUAUGGGCAAGUUAUUUCUUUUCUCCCUAUUUCUAAAAUUAGAUUGUAAUAAGGCUUAAAUGAGUUAUUACAUUUGUGUUUAGAGCAGUUCUUGGCACAGAACUAUUUAUUGACUAAAUAGUAGACACUAUUACUAGAUACUAAUAGAUACUAUCACUAGUUCCACCACGAGACAGAGGUGUAAUCUCAGACAAGUUACUAACCAUUCUAGAAUUCUAUAAAAUGACAGUGCUAAUAAUAGAUGCUCUAUAGCUCCCCUUCAGCUCUAAAAGAAUAUUUACAUUCCGAUUCUCAAACAUGUUACAUUAAGGAGUAUCUUCCCACAGGCACAUUAAAACUUUAAGUACUACUGUACUUUCCAGACAAUAGUAUAUUACAGAAUAUAUACCAAACAUACAGUGGGGGAAUGGGGCUUGGACAUGUGGAUAUGACUGGACGUCCAGACUAUCACUUAAGGUAGAGACUGUAACUUAAACACAUAUCACAAAAAGAAAUAUACUCAGAAUAAGUAAAACAGUUCUGGAUGAAGAUUGAGGAGAUUGUGUUCUACUCCUGACACUGCUACCAAACUUAAAAUAGUAAAUUACUCCUAUCUAUGUUUGUUUGCUUAUCUGUAAGGUGAGAAAGGUUGCAAUACAUGAUCACUAAGAUCUCUUUGGGACUUUUUUCACUUUUUUCCUUCUUUCCAAACUAGCAUAAUGUCAAUUAUUACUUAGAAAACUGGGAACUUUAGCACCCAUAAAUAUGAAAAGUUGGCUGAUCUCCUGGUCUAAGCAAGCAGUCCCUGAUCUGAGAAUGGGUGCAAUGGCAAUGGCCUUUUAUUAUUUUUUUAAUGUUUAUUUAUUUAUUUAUUUAUUGAGAGAGAGAGAGAGAGAGAGAGCGAGCAGGGGAGGGGAGGGAGAGAGAGAGAGGGAAGGAGAGAGAAUCCCAAGCAGGCUCCUCACUGUCAGCAUAGAGCCCAAUGUGGGGCUUGAUCCCACAAACCAUGAGAUCAUAACCUGAGCCGAAAUCAAGAGUCAGAUGCUCACCUAACUGAGCCACCCAGGCACCCUGGCAAUGACCUUUUAGAUGAGCCCACAUUCACUUUCAAGAGCCAGUGGAUUUGAUUUUGCCUCUGCUUUCUAAAAUAAUGUACAUUCUAUACCAUAGAGAAGGGCAGGAAAAGGAAAUUAGCUCAAUAAAUGCACUGAUACACUAACCUUCUUACAUAAUUGCAGAAUUAACUGAUUCCUUUGUACUAAAAUAUAUUUAACAGCCAACAUUUACUCAGCACCUACUAUGUGAAGGAUCCACUGGUAAGUACUUUUAAGAUAGAAAACAAGAUAAUUUUAAGUGAUCUUUAGGUAAGAGUACUGCUGUAGGGGCUGGAAAAUACAUGGCUACAU
This is a messenger RNA of Acinonyx jubatus (cheetah), 4381 nucleotides long. It is a transcript of the gene TMEM60, whose product is annotated as transmembrane protein 60. The record is from RefSeq and is a predicted model, not a curated record. The transcript has 3 exons. The coding region runs from base 480 to 1037 and encodes 185 amino acids. Lineage: Eukaryota; Metazoa; Chordata; Mammalia; Carnivora; Felidae.